GAAGGCUUUGUGGAAGGCUCCAGCAGUGAGGAAGGCUUUGUGGAAGGCUCCAGCAGUGAGGAGGAUGCCACGUCCAUCUUCAAGGAAGUGGGGCAUUCGCAGCAGGCGGAGGCCGCCCCAGCGCCCGCACCGCGGCGGGUGGGCUUUCUUUACACGUCGUCGACUCCCGCUGUUGCCCCAUUGGGCGCCGAAGAGCACGCUUCGGAAACGACGGCUGCCGACAAAUCUUGGGACCAUGGUGACACCGACAAGGAGAGCGGGCUGGAUGAUGCGCUACGGAAGGCCUUGGGCUUUGGAGAGAACAUUCCCAUGCAGGCCCACCCCUACAUCGCCGAUGUCCUUAGCGGCGGAGGGAAGGAGAUCCCGAUCGAGGGCGGCGCCAGCAUCUUCGUCUCGAGGGAUGAGGAGCUUGCAUGCAAGAUUGGAGGACGAGUGGUCGAUCCCAGCACGGUGUGUAUGCUACCAGCCGAUCAAGUUUCGGUCAGCAACACCUGGGAAUUCUGGCCGCAUGCAAAGCCUUUCAAGACCCCUGUGCUCCUGCUAGUCAAAACCUAUGCGUCGGCUACAAAGUUUUGGCGGUGGCACGGUGACAUGUGGGAGGAGGCAGAGGUCCUGGCAAGAGGCGAGGGAUGGCUCCUCGUGCGAAUGGACCACUUCUGCCUUGCAACGGCCAGUGCUCAACCCUGGCUUUCCUUUGCCAUGUUGUUGGAAAAAGCCCCGGAUUUCCCAGGCUAUGUCGUUACAGAGGCGCACCUUGCUCUCGGUGUGCCUAACCGCAGAGAUGACAACAAACAACUGCUGUCAAAUCAGCUCCCUCAUGCCCGCAACGAGGAUAUCAGAGUGAUUUCCUGCGGUAUCAAAGCACUUGCUCGGGAGGACUUUGGCAAGACGUUCAGGGUAACAGUGGCCGACGACACACGCGCGGAAGCAGUAUUUGACGAUGAUGUAGAGCUACCGCACUUGGAGGCAGCAUUGGAGUCGGAGAGAGUCGCGGCAGGAACUGCGGCAAACAUGGAGAAAGCCGGGCGCCUGCUUCCAGUAGAAGUUUUCAACGACGCGAGCUAUGUCGGCAUUCGGGUUAAUGUCCGAGUCCAUUGCGAGACGGCGGUGGCUGACGAGUGGUUGAAUUUGCAGACAUGCUGGCGUAGCCCAGUGCCAGUUUGCUCAGAGCCCGGAUGCAGGCAUCCUUGUGCUCCCUUCCGACAUGCUGUUGUGUCCUUCCAGGCAACGAAAAGAAGCGAUGGAACGGGGAAACGCAACCGAUUCGACGUCGGCAAGUACGGGAGCUUUCACGAGUUCAUGACACGGGUCAUGGGGUGUCACCAGCUUCUCUUCCCCUUACCAAACAAGCAAUGGUCUGUCUGUCUCAACUUGUGUCCUGGCUCAGACGACUACACAGUCAUCGUCUUUGCGGCUGUUAUCCCAAACCUUGUCGCUGUGGACGAACUUAUGGAGGCGAUAAGGAAUCUCUUCAUUCACGGGAUCGACGCAGCGUGCCGGUACCAAGUCGAAGAUUACAAAAACUACAAGACGAUUUCGCACCAGCUACAGCCAAAGUUUUUGGGGUUCAUGGACGUCAUGGAUCAGGCUCGGGGCUUGAU
Symbiodinium necroappetens is the source of this 1601-nucleotide messenger RNA. The record is from the annotation of a GenBank genome assembly. NCBI's taxonomy places the organism in Eukaryota, Dinophyceae, Suessiales, Symbiodiniaceae.